UCCAGAAAUCUCUCUCUCUCUCUCUCUCUCUCUCUCUCUCUCUCAGUUGAAGAAAUCCUCCAUGGCCGUUCCAACUCACUCUGGACUCGCUCUCGUCGUCCUCCUGACUCUCGUCAUCUCCCAAACCACCGCCAUCACCCAACCCCCUCUGCAAGAAGACCACCGCUCAUCGACAAGUCCCUCAUACCCACCGAGUCAAGACCUCCAUGACUCGUCCACCUCCACCAACACCAUCUCCCACGGGCUCCUGGCCCCGAUCCUCGGCAACCUCGGGUUCCAGGAACUCGCCCUGGCCGUGCCUUCCCUCUCCCAGUCCUCCCUCACACGAUGGGUGGGGCCCGCCACCGUCUUCGCCCCAGCCGACGAUUCGAUCCGCACGUGCCCGGCCUGCUCCGUCCCUCGCAUCCUCCGCGAGCACAUUGUCCCCGGCGUCUUCUCCCUUCGCUACCUCUCCAAGCUCGCCUUCGGCACCAAGAUCGAGACGAUCAGCCCCGAACGCUGCAUCACUGUCACCACCUCGAUCUCAGCCGUCGACAACGUCACCAGGAUCUUCGUCGAUGGCGUCGAGAUCACCCAGCCCGAUCUCUUCAACGACGGCACGAUCGUCAUCCACGGUCUCCGGGGCUACAUCUCCACUCUCUCCCCUCUCUCCUGCAAGAGAGAGAGGAUGCCGAACCCUCUCUCCUCGCCCCCUUCCCUCGCUUCCGCAGCUGCCUCCUCUAUCGUGCGCCUGAUGCUGCGGGACGCUAUGCUGCGCCUGAGGGACACUGGGUACAGCGUCCUCUCCCUUGCGCUGAGGGUGAAGUACGCCGAGCUGUUGAACCUCCAGAACAUGACGAUCUUCGCGCUGGACGACGCCUCGAUCUUCGCAGGGGGGCACUCGUACGUUAGCAACGUGCGCUUCCACAUCGUGCCCAACCGGUUCCUGAUGCACGCGGAUCUGCUCCGCAUGCCGGUGGGGACCACUCUGCAGACGCUGGUGCACGGGCAGGCCCUGGUGCUAACGGGCGCCGCGGAUGCGCUGAGGAUCAACUACGUCCCGCUGAAGAUCCCUGACGCGAUGUACAAUCUCAAGAUCGUCGUGCACAACAUCUUCCUGCCGUUCCCGCAUCUGCAACUGAUGCCGUUUGGAGCGUCGGAGGUGGCGAACGACAAUGGGAUCUUUGAAUCAUCGGUGAGCGAGAGACGCCAUGAGGCGUGCUCGAUGGCGCCGGCGGUGGUGCCGAUGGUCGAGGCGGAAGAUGAUGGCCUGUGAGCUUGGGUUCUAUACUGUGAUUCCAUUCUCGAUUCCCUGUUUGUCUUCCUUUCUUUUUUAGGUUUCUGUUCUGCGUUUGGACGGUCGACACGUGAGACGCUGAUUUCUCCGUGAAUUUCAUUUUCUGUUUGUGAAGUGCAUUCUGUGGGAGUUUUUUUGUGGCCAUCUUGCAUUUUGGGAUGCUGUUACGCCUACAAUGGUUGUUGGCUGUGGGAAGUUUAUGUACUGUUUUCUGUGAACUGGACUUUACGCUCUGUUGAAUUGGACUCUCGUUGCUGGCUGCUUCUUUGGUA
This is a messenger RNA of Magnolia sinica, 1548 nucleotides long. RefSeq names its product fasciclin-like arabinogalactan protein 21. Lineage: Eukaryota; Viridiplantae; Streptophyta; Magnoliopsida; Magnoliales; Magnoliaceae. Bases 62 to 1255 code for a protein of 397 amino acids. The record is from RefSeq and is a predicted model, not a curated record. The transcript has a single exon.